AUGAUGAAAAUAAGUCGCAUAGUUUUCCGAUCCUCUUUCAUUCUCCUUCUCUUGGUCUCCAUGAAAUAUUCCAUCCCGUAUAAAUCCGGUGAGGAUAAUAAGCCCACUGACGACUCAUCCGAUAUGCCAUCCGAGCCCACUGGAGGUAGCGGCUCGGCCCAUGGGCAAAAUUGGGCCUAUAGAUGGGGCUGGGGCGCGAGCCCAACAUCCGGAUGGGGUUACGGGUCGGGCUGGGGUAGAUCCUCUAAUGGGUAUGCAAGGGGAACCGGCUUUGGGUUUGGUUCGGGCUCUGGAUCCGGGUCGGGUUCUGGCUAUGGCUAUGGUAGCGGCGGUGCUCGUGGAGAAGGCCAUGGAAGUGGCGGAGGCGGCGGCUCUGGCGGAAAAGACAACAACCAAGGAUGA
Striga asiatica is the source of this 402-nucleotide messenger RNA. Lineage: Eukaryota; Viridiplantae; Streptophyta; Magnoliopsida; Lamiales; Orobanchaceae. The record is from the annotation of a GenBank genome assembly.